This is a messenger RNA of Opisthocomus hoazin, 1952 nucleotides long. NCBI's taxonomy places the organism in Eukaryota, Metazoa, Chordata, Aves, Opisthocomiformes, Opisthocomidae. The record is from RefSeq and is a predicted model, not a curated record.
AUGCUAAGGACAGAUAUGGAGUGUCAUCAAUGAUACAAUCCCAAGAGAAACCAGAUAGAGUUUUGAUUCGGAUAAAAGACUUGACAGUGGAGAAGGCUGAUGAAGUGGUUUGGGUUCGUGGCAGAAUUCAUACAAGCAGAGCUAAAGGGAAGCAGUGUUUCUUAGUCCUGCGUCAGCAGCAGUUUAAUAUCCAGGCUCUUGUGGCUGUGGGACAGCAUGCAAGCAAGCAGAUGGUAAAGUUUGCUGCCAACAUCAACAAAGAGAGCAUUGUGGAUAUAGAAGGCGUUGUGAGGAAAGCACAUCAGAAAAUCGGAGGUUGUACUCAGCAAGAUGUUGAGCUUCAUGUUCAAAGGAUCUAUGUGAUCAGUUUAGCUGAACCCCGACUGCCCUUACAGCUGGAUGAUGCUGUUCGGCCAGAAGUGGAAGGAGAGGAGGAUGGAAGAGCUACUGUAAACCAAGAUACAAGAUUGGACAACAGAGUCAUUGAUCUGAGGACCUCCACUAGUCAGGCAGUCUUUUGCCUUCAGUCUGGUAUUUGUCAGCUUUUCCGAGAAACUCUUAUUCGCAAGGGAUUUGUGGAAAUUCAGACUCCCAAAAUCAUUUCAGCUGCCAGUGAAGGAGGAGCCAAUGUGUUUACUGUAUCAUACUUCAAAAGCAGUGCCUACCUGGCUCAGUCCCCACAGCUGUACAAGCAGAUGUGUAUAUGUGCUGACUUCGAAAAGGUUUUUUGCGUUGGGCCAGUAUUUAGAGCUGAGGACUCCAAUACACACAGACACCUGACUGAGUUUGUUGGUCUGGAUAUUGAAAUGGCUUUUAACUAUCACUAUCAUGAAGUGGUAGAUGAGAUUGCAGAUACCUUGGUGCAGAUAUUCAAGGGACUUCAGGAAAGAUUCCAAACUGAAAUUCAGACAGUGAACAAACAGUUCCCAUGUGAGCCAUUUAAGUUUUUGGAGCCAACUCUGAGGCUGGAAUACCGUGAAGCUGUGGCCAUGCUUAAAGAAGCUGGUGUUGAGAUGGGUGAUGAAGAAGAUCUGAGCACACCUAAUGAAAAGCUCCUGGGACGCCUGGUAAAGGAAAAGUAUGACACGGACUUCUAUAUUCUUGACAAAUAUCCUCUUGCUGUAAGGCCUUUUUAUACAAUGCCAGACCCAGUAAACCCUAAAAACUCGAACUCUUACGAUAUGUUCAUGAGAGGGGAAGAGAUCUUGUCUGGAGCUCAGAGAAUUCACGAUCCUCAGCUGUUGACAGAAAGAGCCCAGCAUCACGGCAUUGAUCUGGAGAAAAUAAAGGCUUAUAUCGACUCCUUUCGUUUUGGUGCACCUCCACAUGCAGGGGGCGGAAUAGGGCUGGAAAGAGUAACCAUGCUGUACCUAGGGCUGCACAACGUGCGUCAGACCUCCAUGUUCCCACGGGACCCCAAACGACUGACACCCUAACAUGAGCGGCUUUUGAAAGUUUGAGCUGAUUUGCUCUGCAAAUACGAUACCAUGGCAAGCAUAUCCCCUGCUACUGAUGAACCUGUAUUGAUUUGAGUAUUAUAAUAUGCAAUAAAAAAGACAAAAAACAACAUUUAAUUUACUGAAGUGCCACAAUAAUUUUUUUUAUCUGUAGCUGUUUAUUUACAAGAAAAUAUUUUAACAGUUCAAGACUCUUUGUAUUGGCAAUUGUGGACAUUUUUAAUGAAAAUGUGAUACGUUGAGUUAGUGUUCUAGCAUCACAUUAAAUUGUAUCAUAUUUCUAAACAUUUUGAUAAAUUAUGCAAUAAAAAUUCUGCAUUUUUAACUUAUGUCAGCAAGACUGCAUAUUCUAAAGAACAGAAUUGGCCUAAAGCUAAAAUAACUGGACGCUUACAAUUUAAAAAUCAGGAGGAAACCAGCCAAUUGUUAAUUUAUAUGAGUGUCAGGUAGAGAAGCAGGUGAGAAGAACAACAUGCUUAACAACAAGUCUUCAUA